UAAAAAGCAGCCGCUAGCUAUCAGUUUCAAGUAGAUGCAAACACGCGAUGAAAGCAUGAAAGUUUUAUGAGCUACAGACUAUAGGUUAUCACUACUGAAAGAGAAGUUUAUUUUAAUACUUCCCUCCCUCCUUUAGAAGAUUAAAUAAGCCUGAAGCAGCACUGAGUUGAUUACACACAUCACGCGUUAGAGAAGAGACGAUGGUGGAUCUUUAAUUUUUUUGAGGAUUUUAUUUUAAAUCCUAAAGCUGUGUGCGCAAGUUUAACAACCGUUCCGUUGGUACUAAAAAAAGCGGAAUUGAAAACUGUCCGUUUGGAUCAGCUGCGUGGAUAUCAAACAAACGGAGAAAUUGAGUAUCGACACUAAAAGUAACUUUGAGUUUUCUUUAAUGGUGCAGAUCACAAUAUGAACUUAACUGACAUGAACAAUGACCAUACAGAAUCUUCUCACUCAGGCGAAGAAAAUGAAAGAACUAUAACUAUCAUAAACUCAGCGCUAAACGUUCCAUUGAUACUGAUGUCAAUUUUAGGAAACGGUUUAGUCGUGGUCAUUAUAAUGAAAAAUCGUAGUCUUCAAUCUCCAUCCAUGACAUUUCUGUUCAGCCUGGCGGUAUCAGACCUUCUUGUCGGUUUGGUCGCACAACCUCUUUAUAUCGCGAAUACCUUGACAACUAAUAUUCAUUUUUUAAGACUUGCAACGGGUAUGAUGGCUUUUUUCCUCUGUGGAGUGUCACUGGAUACGGUAACAGCCAUUAGUGUGGAUCGCCUCAUGGCGCUCAUUUAUCACCUAAGAUACCCUAGCUUGGUGACUCCGAAUCGUGUAAGAUACACCAUAAUGCUGAUUUGGCUGUCCAAAGUCCUAACGUCGAGUCUUUACCUUUGGAGGAUGCGCGAAUGUCAUUUCGUAGUUGCCUUUACCACUGUAAUGAGUCUUAUUAUUUCAACAUUGUCGUACCUCAAAAUCUAUGGUAUCGUUCGUCGCCACCGGUUGCGUAUUAACGCGCAGCAACUGGCGUUCAGUGGCGCAGAAAACAUUACGCACAUGGCGCGUUUGAGGAGAAGUGCAUUGAACAUGUUCGUUUUCUACAUUGUCUUGAUUUUAUGCUACUUCCCCAUGUACGUAUUAUCCACUCUUCACGGAGCCUCUUUACUAAAUUGGAAAACCAAAUGGGACUUUGUUCACACCGCCGUGUUCAUGAACUCCUGCAUUAAUCCAAUUUUAUACUGCUGGCGGCUUCCCGAACUUCGAGCAGCGAUUAUAAAAAUAUUGCGUGAGAUAUUCUGCGUUCAAACGCAUCAAAAUUGAAUGGCAACAUUUGUUCAGUUUAACGAUAGUCAAUCUAUUCUUCAGAAUAUUCGUUCCUCCUUCUGUUAAACCACUAGUUAAGGGCACAUCUCACAGAUAUAUAUAUAUAUAACGGCUUAAUUUAACGCGAAAUAUAGGGAUUACAAAAUUUUGAUGAGAAACCUUUAUCCUCUGAGUAUAACGAUUCCAUUCUAUCUACUUUGGAAAAGGUUUUUAUUUUUUCAGAAUUUGCAGAGUCUUGUCGAUUCUCAAGGUUUCAGAAUUUGCAGAAAACGAACAGCCGCAGAACAAUUCGUUGUAAAAUUUCGCCACCUUCAGUACAAUAAGAUAAACAUCACUUAAAACCGUCGAGUCACUGGGGUGAUUUAUAUCGUGCGAAAACAAAAAACAUUAACGUUACUUUUAAUUUAAAAAAAAGAAAAAAACAGAGCUUAGAAAAAUGUUUACUAUCGAAACAGAAGUACACGCUUAAAUAGAAUCACAAUGCAAUAUUUUCAGCCGUUGAACUGACCACGCUAUAAAGAUGAAAAUUUAUCGUCUCAGUUUCCUUCCGACACUAAAUUUCUUCUGCUCGGAUAUCGUAAGAAUUAUGUCCCUUGCCAAACCUCAGAGUUCUUAAUUAGGAAAUACUGUUUUCUAGAAAAAAAAAAUAUCUUGUUAGUCAGCGAAAUAAACUCUGCGACCAUAAAAUUUUCAUGACAUACGCUAUAUAUUACAUUUUAAGUUGGCUGCAGGGUAUAUUAUUCUAAGUCAAAAAGAUCUUUUAGGGCUAUCAUUAACAAAAUAUACAAAACUUUUAAAAAUUUCUCAUGCAGAAUUUAGAGAAAAAUAGAGUAAAGCAGUAAGCAUUUAUCCUCUCAACACAAAGAAGGUUUUGUUCAAGUUAAAAAUUAAAGUUUUCUUAAUGGAUGUUAAUGGAUGUAAGAGUACAAUUGUCUUGUAUAACUGAUUCACAUGAAAGGCGCCAUAAAUUGCUUAUGCAAAAUGAGAACA
Molecule: messenger RNA, 2298 nt
Organism: Stylophora pistillata
Lineage: Eukaryota; Metazoa; Cnidaria; Anthozoa; Scleractinia; Pocilloporidae
Product: melanocyte-stimulating hormone receptor-like
Biological process (GO): G protein-coupled receptor signaling pathway
Cellular component (GO): membrane
Molecular function (GO): G protein-coupled receptor activity
Source: RefSeq, a predicted model, not a curated record